Triplophysa dalaica is the source of this 4443-nucleotide messenger RNA. It is a transcript of the gene ulk1a, whose product is annotated as unc-51 like autophagy activating kinase 1a. Gene Ontology annotation, cellular component: cytoplasm; autophagosome. The coding region runs from base 350 to 3067 and encodes 905 amino acids. Gene Ontology annotation, molecular function: ATP binding; protein serine/threonine kinase activity. Lineage: Eukaryota; Metazoa; Chordata; Actinopteri; Cypriniformes; Nemacheilidae. The record is from RefSeq and is a predicted model, not a curated record. Gene Ontology annotation, biological process: protein autophosphorylation; peptidyl-serine phosphorylation; autophagosome organization. The transcript is spliced from 27 exons.
UGUAAAGUGCCGAUCAAAACAGUGCAGCAGUAGACGGCUUGGAGCUCCAACAGUCAACACUGACUGACAUUCUCUCAAUCUUACAUAGUCCUUUCAAAAAAGUCCUUUAUAAAGAUCAGUGCGGGUCACUUCUUUUAAACAACUCUGUAAUGUUUUAAAAUGACACAAUGACGGCGACUAGACGAAGGUAGCAGUACCGAACAUGACCAAAACGGCAGAUUGUUUGGGUGAACGGCGGCUCAUGGGAAGCGACAGACGGGUCCAGUUUUCCUACAGAUACACAGACAGAUUACUGACAUCCUGAUAGCACCUGUGGCUUUAACAUUAGAGUUUUACACAAGUAUACGCGAUGGAAAGCCUCGGAAAGUUCGAGUUCAACAGGAAAGACUUGAUAGGACACGGCGCUUUCGCGGUGGUGUUUCGAGGAAGACACAAAAAGAAACAUGACUUUGAAGUGGCUGUGAAAUGCAUCAACAAGAAAAAUCUCGCCAAAUCACAGUCGCUCUUAGGAAAAGAGAUCAAGAUAUUAAAGGAGCUCAAACACGAGAACAUCGUCAGUUUAUUGGACUUUCAGGAAAUUUCAGGAUGUGUCUAUCUCGUCAUGGAGUAUUGCAAUGGAGGAGACCUAGCUGAGUAUUUACACUCUAAAGGGUCUCUAAGCGAGGACACAAUCCGUGUGUUACUUCAGCAGCUAGCGGGAGCCAUGAGCAUUUUAAGGAGUAAAGGCAUCAUCCACCGCGACCUGAAGCCUCAAAACAUCCUCCUCUCCUACAACACGGGUCGCAGGGCCAAUCCCAACAACAUCUGCAUCAAACUGGCUGAUUUUGGCUUCGCACGCUAUCUGCAAGGUGACACAAUGGCUGCCACGCUCUGUGGCUCUCCGAUGUAUAUGGCUCCUGAGGUCAUCAUGUCACAGAAUUACGAUGCCAAAGCUGAUCUGUGGAGUGUAGGGACCAUCGUUUUCCAGUGUUUGACUGGAAAAGCCCCUUUUAAGGCGAGUACUCCCCAGGAACUGUGCCAGUUCUAUGAAAGAAACCAGAGCCUGAAUCCCAGUAUUCCACGGGAAACUUCUAGUCACCUCAGGCAUCUGCUGCACGGUUUGCUGCAGAGGAACCACAGAGAGCGCAUGGACUUUGAUGAGUUUUUUCACCAUCCUUUCCUGGAAGCUAAUUCAUCUGUGAGGAAAUCCUCUCCUGUGCCCAUGCCCGUGUAUCCCAGCACCAGCUCUUCAAGCAGUGGUUCUUCAACAUCUCAACUCACUCCUACUCAGUAUGACACUGAAACUCAGAAGCCCCUCCCACAGACUAACAUAGGACAGUCUCCAGGUUCCUUGUUGAAGGAGUUGUCUUCAUCGGAGUCUGAUGACUUUGUCAUGGUGCCUGCUCAGUUCACCAGUGAACCAGUUAGCGCAGGAGGCCAGGAGAGUUUGAUGCGCAGCGGCCCUGUGGAUUGUUGUGGCAGUAGCUACAGUCAGUCUGUGCCUGUUCCAGUGCCGACACAAAAACAAAACUACCGGAGGAUGGAGCAGAACCUACAAGCAUCUGACAGGACAGGAGCACCACUGUAUCACUGCAGCUCCAGUGGAUUUCCAACAUGUGGAAUAACUGAGGCUUCUCCAGAGUCAGGAGGAUCCAGACCUUAUCUACCCUUCCCACAGGUGGGAACUUUUCCUAAAACACCCAAUCAGCAAGAACCUGUUGGCAGUAGGACAGAGACAGAUGCUACCAAUGUGUGGCAAAAGCAGUGUAAGGUCUCUCCUCUUUUCACUGACCUUACAGCCAGGGAAACAACCCUGACCCACAGACACAUUGGCCACUGGAACAGUCCAGACUAUGUAGUGCACAGAUGGGAUUUGAAUCAGCGCCCCAGUUCUUGUCAAGCUACGUCACCAGUUCAGAGAGGUCUGAAGGCUCGAAACAAAACCCUGUCUGACCUAAAGGAGUUGGUGCAGGGCCCCGCCGCUGGGCCCCGUGUGUCCCUGUUCAGGCCAGUGGAGAGAAGAGACACCAUCAAAAGGUCAGUAAGUACGGGGCGUCUCUCAGAUAAGCUGCUGAAGGCUGUGUUUGGACCUCAGCUAGACAGAGGCAGCUAUGAUAAUUUAUAUGCUGACAGAGCCACGGACAUCACAGCGCCCCCUUGUGGCAGUGAUGGCACAGAACAGGGUUCAUGCAGUCCUGCUGAAGCUGUCUUCACAUUGGGCACUCCUGAAUACGGACGAACACCUCCUCGCGCUAUUCGACCAAGACGUUUCUCAGUGGGCACUCCCAGUCCGACAAGCCCUGGCUGGACCUUUGGCCACUUUCACGAGACCCACGGUUCACCUGACAGUCUGCGCUAUGGUUACACAGAUCCCGUGGCAACGAACCUGUGUGAGGGCGUGGCCUUUGUGCCACCUGAACUGCCGGAAGAGACACUGAUGGAGGAGGGUCACACAGACUUGCUAAGCCAGCUGCGCUUCAUUCUAGCUUUUACCCACUGCAUCAUGGAGUUCGCUAGAGAAAAGGAUGCUGGGAUUGAUAAGAGCUUGGGACUUGAUGCUUCAUUUCUAGAGCAAAGCAUCGUGGCUGACCAGAUUAGCCAGCUGAGCCACGAAUGGAGCUCUGCAGAGCAGCUGGUUCUCUAUAUGAAGAGUGCCGAGCUGCUGUCCUCUGCAUUACACACAGCCAAGGAUGGAAUUAAAGAAGCAAAACUCUACCCAUCAGUAUCUGUAAAACAAGUUGUUCGUAAGCUGAACGAGAAGUAUAAAGACUGUGUCAGCUCCUGUCAUUCCCUCACUGAGAAAGUGCAGUUGUUCUUCAGCAGCAAGCAAAGACUGAUGGACCGCAUGAGCAGCGUUACUGCAGAGAGACUCAUCUACACACACACCAUUCACAUGGUACAGACUGCUGCACUGGACGAGAUGUUUCAUCUUGGAGAAACGUCUGUCGAGAAAUACCAUAAGGCUUUACUGCUGAUGGAGGGGUUGUCUUUAAUCAUUGCUGAUACUGACGACCUAAACAAUAUUAACAAAUGUAAACAGUGUAUCGAGAGACGCCUCUCGUCCCUUCAGCCCAGAGUAUGUGUGUGAUACCCUCAGUCUUCGAUGUGGACAUUUGCUUUGCUGUGUUUAAACCAUCCUCUGCAGCUCAGUUCAUCUCAGUUGCCAUUUGACAUUUCACACAAGUAAAACUUACUCAAAUGCACGAAAUGAAUAAAAAGGUGAGUAAAGACUGUAUGGAUCCUCAUAUGUAUCGUCUUUAUCAGUCCAAUAUGAACAUUUAAGAAAAACACUAUCUGUUUUAUUCACUUUAUAAACCAAUGCCUGUUUUUGACUUCAUGACAUUUCUUUACUCUAAGUAGUAUAACAUUUAAGCCAGUGUUGAGCAUCAGCCUGGAUGCUUGCAUGUUUUUGCAUGAUAUCUGAAGGGAAUUAUCAUUUGAAACCUGUAGUCAGCAAUCAUUUUUGUGAAACAUCAGCUUGCAAUGAACUGGCUGCUGUUAGUGUUACACUACAGAUGUAACGUUCUAAUGUGGCAUUUGACCAAAUUUGUGGCAAACCUUUGUAGACCUGCUGAUAAAGACUUUCUGUUGUCAUAGAGGUUGAAAAAAUACUUGAGAUUUGUAAUGUUUGAUUAUUAUACUGUUGUUCGCGUGGAUGUAAAGUGAAGCACUUUAUAAAACCAUUUGCCUUCUGGAUGCGGGAAAGAAACCACUUCAGAAAGACAAGUCUUUAAUGCAACUGCUAAUUUUUGUCGGAUUAGCCCAUGUAUGUAGCAAAUUGUAGCGUUUGUUUUUACUGUUAGCUGCUUUUGAAUGUAAAAGCAUGAAUAACUGUAUGACUGAAGCUGAUGUUUUCACAUUUGCUCCAGAAUGACAGACCUGUGGGAUGAAGUCAUGGCUUGUCUGGUUGUUGUAGUGAUUUAGUAGUGCCUAUGAUGUUUUUAGCGGAUGAACAUAUUGGUUUUAUUUUUACUCUGUAAAAAAUCUCCUCUGACUUAUACAGCAUCAAACUUUCACAGUUGAAUUGUGCUUUGAGAAUACAGCUGAUUUCAGCUCACUGGACGCUCAAAGCAAAUGUGUGACUCACAAUCAGAUAUACUAACAUUUUCCUGUUAUUUUUGCAAAAGUUUGCUCAUUACUUGCACUAUUUUUGCACCAACAAUAGAUUUAUCAGAGCUUUCAGGAUGAUCAAAACUAUUUUUAUUACCAUUAGCUUCUCUGAUAAUAACAAGGUUUCUUAUCAAGAUGUUUUAAGGCAUUUCGUUUGAAUUGUGUAUAGUAAAAUAAAACUUGAAACGUGAUGUUAGACAAAUUGAGAACAAUGAACAAUUUUCUAUAUUUGUUACAGUAUUUAUGAUUUUUUUCUGUAUUUUGGCUUUCAAAGAAGCCAAACCCAAAACCAGUGCAGAACUCAUGUAUGUGGUAUGGAUUUGUGUAAUUUAAUAAAUUUAUCUUGUAUUUUUA